Giardia duodenalis is the source of this 801-nucleotide messenger RNA. RefSeq lists its product as uncharacterized. Lineage: Eukaryota; Fornicata; Diplomonadida; Hexamitidae. The transcript has a single exon. The record is from RefSeq and is a predicted model, not a curated record. The coding region runs from base 1 to 801 and encodes 266 amino acids.
AUGAACCUGCUCCAGCCCCCCACAGAGGGGAUCUUUGCACACCUUGGGCUUCUCUUCACGCCAAGCUUUGAGUCAGUUGUCCUAGAUCGGCGGCAGGAGGCUCCACGUCGGGGUAAAGACCCAGAUGCGCCAGAGAACGAAGAAGCUGCAAAGGUUGAAAAGUUGCAGAAGUUGCUGACCAAGCAGGUCAUAGACAUAGCCGAAAUGCAAAGUCAUAGUAGACUGGAGGAAAAGGAUGCUCUCAGCCGUGCAAAGCGCCGCCAGGAAGUCAAUAUCAAGAGGGCAGAACUCAUAAAGGAGAAAUUCAAGCAUGUGCACUCAUUCCAGGUGCCAAAGACUCAGGAUCGAGUGGCGGGCGCUCUCAAUGCCGACCCGUCCAAUAAUAGUGCUGCCUCGCCAGGCCGGAUUGAGAUGGACUUCAAGGACGCUCAGUCUCUCGAGGAGCUUGAGGCGAGGAUCCGCGAUAAGCUAAAGGCUAUGCUUAUGCGUUGGUUCUCUACCAAGCUUGCACAGCCAGAGACCUCAAAUGCAGAGCUUCUAGCAGAGAUAUUUGCUCCCACCAUGGCCGCACAUGUUCAUGAGCAAAAUAAAAAAUACAUUAUGAUCAACGAUACCACGGAGGUAUCCGAGUUUAGGUUCGGCAGUGCUGAGUAUAUUGAAGAGCUGCGCAGGCAGCUGACACGCGUAUUUGAUGGUAAAAGGGCGCUAGGGCCUGAGUACCGUGCUAAGAAGAUCAUCCAGUUUUCUAAGGCCACUCUGCAGCAGCUUAAGCUUGCUCCUGCUGGCCAUGAAUGGGAGUAA